AGGGCGCCCCCUAGCGCCGCUCCGCUCUCAGCGCCUCUCUGCUGUAUUGUGUAACAGCGGGACUGAUCGCACAGCUUUCACCCAAAACCCGCUAAUAAAUCCUCGCUGCGGAGUUCAGAACCGGAACCGGAGACCCGGACCGCGGGGGACACAGCGCAGAUACCCGGAGAACAGGCAGCGAGGCCCGGGGGACGAGGAGGCGAGGACCCGCAGCUCCUCCGCGCAGCCGAGCGAGGCCCGACACCCACCGGGGGAGGAAGCGCCCUGGCCCGGCAGCAGCAUGGCCAACAUCGCGGUGCAGCGGAUAAAACGGGAGUUUAAAGAAGUUCUGAAGAGUGAGGAGACGAGUAAAAAUCAGAUUAAAGUUGACCUGGUGGAUGAAAACUUCACAGAACUGAAGGGGGAGAUAGCAGGGCCGCCCGACACGCCUUAUGAAGGUGGUAGAUACCAGCUAGAAAUUAAAAUUCCAGAAACAUAUCCCUUCAAUCCGCCAAAGGUACGAUUUAUUACGAAGAUCUGGCAUCCCAACAUCAGCUCAGUAACGGGUGCCAUAUGUCUGGACAUUUUAAAGGACCAGUGGGCAGCAGCGAUGACGCUCCGGACGGUGUUACUGUCUCUACAAGCUCUACUGGCAGCCGCAGAACCAGACGACCCACAAGACGCUGUAGUGGCCAAUCAGUAUAAGCAGAACCCAGAGAUGUUUAAGCAGACGGCUCGACUCUGGUCACAUGUUUACGCAGGAGCUCCUGUCUCUAGUCCGGAUUACACUCGCAAAAUAGACAAACUCUGUGCCAUGGGCUUCGAUAAAAACGCAGUAAUAGUGGCGUUGUCGUCGAAAUCCUGGGACGUGGAGACGGCGACGGAGCUGUUGCUUAGCAACUGAGCCUGACCCAGGAAGCAGGAGCAUCAGCACCCCCAGUUUACUGAAUUUAACCCCCCAGACACCCCCACCCCUCCAACCCUCCCUCCCUUCUGACUGUCUGACCACAUCAGAACCCACCUGGAUUCAGUCCUUACAUCAAUAAACCUCACCACAGCAUCUCACACACACUCACACACUGUCUCUAUAUCACCCUGUUCACACCUGGUAUUAUCCUGUAUCCUGUGUGACAGCUCUGAAAAAAAUGAAGAGAGCACUUCUUCAGUUUCUGAAUCAGUUUCUCUGAUUUUGCUAUUUAUAGGUUUAUAUUUGAGUAAAAUGAACAUUGUUGUUUUAUUCUAUAAACUACAGACAACAUUUCUCCCAAAUUCCCAAUAAAAAUAUUCUCAUUUAGAGCAUUUAUUUACAGAAAAUGAGCAAAGAUACAGAGCUUUCAGACCUCAAAUAAUGCAAAGAAAACAAGUUCAUAUUCAUAAAGUUUUAAGAGUUCAGAAAUAAUCAAUAUUUGGUGGAAUAAUCCUGGUUUUAAUCACAGUUUUUUUCAUGCAUCUUGGCAUCAUGUUCUCCUCCACCAGUCUUACACACUGCUUUUGGAUAACUUUAUGCUGCUUUACUCCUGGUGCAAAAAUUCAAGCAGUUCAGUUUGGUGGUUUGAUGGCUUGUGAUCAGAAAUCCAGUUACAAGCCUCACAGGAGAUGCAAUAAAAUCAAUGGCUAGCCAAUUGAUCAGAUCACCCAGGAUGCAAAUGGUAAUGCCAGGUGUGAACAGAGCCACUCUCUCUCUCUCUCUUUUAUUUCUUUUUUUCUUUCUUUCUUGAUUCACCCUUUCCUUUUAAAGUAACGUGCCUUUCUUUUGUUCUUCUGUCUACACAUUCAUCUAUCUACUCCUCCACCCACUCAUCCUCACCUCCUCAGACUGAUCACAUGAUUCUGGUCAAACUCUGCCCACUUUUUUUUUUUUUGCACUCAAACCUUUUUGAUUUGGAAGCGCUUUUUUUUUUUCCUUUCUUUUUUUUUUUUUACCAUCGUGGUCAGUCAGUCAGAUAAACACACACACACACACACACCACUCCUCACAGGUAGCAUUCUCAACCGAUCAAGACUGGAAAAUACUUUAAAAAGACAAACAAAAAAAGAAGAGAGUCGAGAGAAUCACGGAUUCCCACCGAACAAAAGAAGAAGAAGCGGCGCCUGCGGAAUAAAAACAGAAAAACAAAAGCAAGAGAGUUCAUCUGUAAAUAAAGCUAUUAAAGUCUGUAUAAAUUAAA
Molecule: messenger RNA, 2147 nt
Organism: Astyanax mexicanus (Mexican tetra)
Lineage: Eukaryota; Metazoa; Chordata; Actinopteri; Characiformes; Acestrorhamphidae
Gene: ube2ka
Product: ubiquitin-conjugating enzyme E2Ka (UBC1 homolog, yeast)
Exons: 7
Coding region: 281-883 (200 amino acids)
Biological process (GO): proteasome-mediated ubiquitin-dependent protein catabolic process; protein polyubiquitination
Cellular component (GO): nucleus
Molecular function (GO): protein binding; ubiquitin conjugating enzyme activity
Source: RefSeq, a predicted model, not a curated record